This is a messenger RNA of Vespa mandarinia (Asian giant hornet), 2094 nucleotides long. RefSeq names its product Methylcrotonoyl-CoA carboxylase 1 (gene Mccc1). Gene Ontology annotation, molecular function: methylcrotonoyl-CoA carboxylase activity; metal ion binding; ATP binding. The record is from RefSeq and is a predicted model, not a curated record. NCBI's taxonomy places the organism in Eukaryota, Metazoa, Arthropoda, Insecta, Hymenoptera, Vespidae. Gene Ontology annotation, cellular component: mitochondrion.
GCAGAGAGAGAGAGACGCGUGUAUGUAUAUAUGCAUAUGCAUGGAUAUGUAUGGGAAUAACCAAAAGGAUAACAGUAUCAUGUAAAUAGGCACACGCGUUUAUCAUUACUACGCAGCGAAAGAAUUGUGUUAAUUACAAGAUUUGUAACUAACAACGAGCAGUGUCUUUCAUGCUAUGCUACAUUUGAUAUCUACCAAAAUCAUGUAUCGCUCUAGAAAACUUCAACUUUUAUUAAAAACGAAUCUCCUAACCUCGAGGAUACGUUCGCACAGCGAAACUACGCAGAGUGAAAAGAAAAUCGACAAGAUACUUAUUGCAAAUAGAGGAGAAAUAGCGUGUCGAAUAUCACGGACGGCCAAAAGAUUAGGAAUAAAAACUGUAGCAGUAUACAGCGAUGUUGACAGGAAUGCGAUGCAUGUGAAUCUUGCCGACGAAGCUUAUUGCAUUGGACCGGCACAAUCUAGUCAAAGUUAUUUGAGACAAGAUAAAAUAAUAUCUGUUGCCAAACAAGCAAAAUGCCAAGCGAUACAUCCUGGGUAUGGUUUCCUUUCUGAAAAUGUAGAAUUUGCAGAACUUUGUCAAAAAGAAAGCAUAAUUUUUAUUGGACCUCCAGCGAGUGCAAUAAGAGACAUGGGUAUAAAAAAUAAAUCAAAGGAAAUUAUGGCCAAAGCCGGUGUACCAGUCAUACCAGGCUAUCAUGGAGAUGAUCAGUCCAAUGAAACUUUAUUAUCAGAAGCGAGAAACAUUGGUUUUCCAUUGAUGAUAAAAGCUAUACGCGGCGGAGGUGGUAAAGGUAUGAGGAUUGUUUUAAAUGAAAAUGAAUUUUUUCAUGCUUUGGAAUCCGCAAGAACCGAGUCACAAAAAGCAUUCGGAGAUUCAGCCGUUCUAUUAGAACGAUACGUUGACAAGCCAAGGCACGUGGAAGUGCAAAUAUUUGCGGACAAACACGGCGAUGCAGUUUAUUUAUUUGAGAGAGAUUGUUCUAUACAAAGGAGACAUCAAAAAGUUAUCGAAGAAGCACCCGCUCCUGGUAUAUCGAAAAAAUUACGAUUAGAAUUAGGCGAAACGGCUGUCCGUGCUGCAAAGGCUGUAGGUUACGUCGGAGCUGGUACUGUAGAAUUUAUAAUGGACCGAACUAACUACAAUUUCCAUUUUAUGGAAAUGAAUACGCGUCUCCAGGUAGAACAUCCUGUUACAGAAGCAAUUACUGGAUUAGAUCUUGUGGAAUGGCAAUUGAAAGUGGCUGCCGGUGAAGGGCUUCCUCUUAAACAAGAGGAAAUCCAUCUUCGUGGACAUGCUUUUGAAACUAGGAUUUAUGCGGAAACUCCAAGAAAUGAUUUUUUACCUGGUGCAGGAAAUCUGUCCUAUUUGAGAACACCCGAGACAUCAGAGAAUGUUAGAGUCGAAACUGGCGUUAAGGAAAAUGACGAUGUACUCGUUCAUUAUGAUCCAAUGAUAGCAAAAUUGGUCGUUUGGGGAUCCGAUAGAAAUGAAGCACUUAAAAUUCUUAGAUCAAAACUUUGCGAAUACAAUAUAGCCGGAAUUGAUACAAAUAUUGAAUUUAUUAAAGAUCUAUGCCUACAUCCAGAUUUUCAAAAUGGAAAAGUUCAUACGGGUUUCAUAGCAGAAAAUAGUAAAGAGUUAUUCCCAGAUUUACGGAUUCCUAAUGAAAUAUUAAUUCAGGGUGUCCUUGCAUUAAUCUUAUACGAGGAAAUGAAUGCCUUAAGUAUAUCUUUAAAAACAAAUAAUCCUUUUAGUCCAUUUGCCACAGAAACUGGACUGAGAUUUAAUCACGUUUUAAAUAGAACAUUCAAAUUUGCUAUCGACAAUAAAAGUAUGGAAGUUAGCGUUAAGUAUGUCGAGCCAGAAACAUUUUCUAUGAGAACCAACAAUAUUGGACCAUGGAGGAGAGUGACUGACGCGAGAGUGGCAAUUAAACAUAGCGAAUCCUAAAUUUUUAUCUGAACUGACGAAAAAUGUACAACUGGAAGAGUCUUCCGCAGUAAUCAGUCCAAUGUCGGGUAUAAUAGAUAAAGUAUUUGUUAAACGUGAUGAUAAAAUUAAACAAGGCGAUGCAUUAGUCGUUAUCGUUG